This is a messenger RNA of Pristis pectinata (smalltooth sawfish), 3315 nucleotides long. Its product is annotated as alpha-(1,6)-fucosyltransferase. Gene Ontology annotation, cellular component: Golgi cisterna membrane. Gene Ontology annotation, molecular function: protein binding; glycoprotein 6-alpha-L-fucosyltransferase activity. Bases 736 to 2547 code for a protein of 603 amino acids. Lineage: Eukaryota; Metazoa; Chordata; Chondrichthyes; Rhinopristiformes; Pristidae. Gene Ontology annotation, biological process: protein N-linked glycosylation. The record is from RefSeq and is a predicted model, not a curated record. The transcript is spliced from 14 exons.
AGCAGACUCACUCACUGAGUCAGUGAGGCCGGCUGGCGGCCGCUCUUCCCGCGCCUGCUCGCUCUCCCCUCACAGCUGUUCAGUCAUCCUCUCCCACACACGCACAGUCACCACACUGGAGUUGCAGCUUCCGCCAACUUACUCCCUGGCGCGAUCCACCAUCUGAGAGCCUUUUCUUUUUUUUUAAAAUAUAAAAUUAACAUCCUUCAAAAAAACAAGCGACGGAGGGAAGCCCGUCAGCGGAGCCGGAGCCUCCCAGCGGCAGAACAAACUGCUUACAUGGUGGCCUUUUACAUCUGAAGGCAGAAGGAUAUCGUGAGAUUCAAGGGAUUUGACAGCCCAGCACUGAAAGAUGAAAUGCUCCAACUGAGUUUUGCUCUUAUGGCUGUGUAUUGAGAUAGAGCAGAUGGGCGCCAUAUUCUCAACAUCGUUGUCAAUUUUCAGCCACCACACACAGCUUCUUGCAAGUGCCUUCAUUCUACCCACACCAGGAGUAUCGAAAUGAGAGGCUUUUAAUAAGAGAAUUUGCUGGUUGUCAAAUCAAGGGGAAGCUUUAUUUGGGGGAGAAAAAAAGAGUGCUACAAGAAAUUCUAGGAGCUAAUCUGAUUGCUGGCACAAUGCUUUGAGGGAGAGGAAGACAGAAACUCAUUCAUCUCGGCACAGAUCCCAUAAGCAUGCUAGCUCCUGACCUGUGAACGGCUGCUGUGGAGUACAGAGAGAGCUGACCAGCUGAAGAUGCGACCAUGGACCAGCUCCUGGCGAUGGAUUAUGUUGAUCCUUCUUGCCUGGGGGACUUUGUUGUUCUAUAUAGGCGGGCAUUUAGUCAGAGACAGCGACCAACCAGAUCGCUCCAGCAGAGAACUAUCCAAGAUACUGGCAAAACUUGAACGUUUGAAGCAACAAAAUGAAGAUCUUCGGAGGAUGGCAGAGUCUCUGAGGAUUCCUGAAGGUCCCAUUGACCAGGUACCAGCUGCUGGAAGAGUGCGUGCAUUAGAAGAACAACUGUUAAAGGCCAAAGAGCAGAUUGAAAGCUAUAAAAAGCAUGCAGGCAAAGCAGGUCCUGGGAAGGAACACGAGGAGCUGCGGCGUAAGAUUGAAAAUGGAGUGAAGGAACUCUGGUUCUUUGUGCAAAAUGAAGUCAAGAAAGUGAAAAAACUGGAGGGUGAAGAAGCACAAAGGCAGGCGGAUGCAUUACUUGAGAACCUAGGUGACCAGCAGAGGUCCAUUAUGACAGAUGUAUACUACCUCAGUCAAACAGAUGGGGCUGGUGAAUGGAGAGAAAAAGAGGCCAAGGAUCUGACAGAACUGGUUCAGCGGAGAAUAACAUAUCUGCAGCAUCCCCAUCAUUCAGCUGUUCAUGUGAAGAGUGGAAAUGAGACCAGAAGCUGGAAGUACUUCAAUAAGAACCCCAAGGACUGCAGCAAAGCCAAGAAGCUGGUGUGUAACAUCAACAAGGGUUGCGGCUAUGGCUGUCAGCUACACCAUGUCGUCUACUGUUUCAUGAUUGCAUACGGAACGCAGCGCACUCUCAUCCUGGAGUCCCAGAACUGGCGUUAUUCCACUGGGGGUUGGGAGACUGUCUUCAAACCAGUCAGUGAAACCUGCACAGAUAGAUCUGGCACCAGCUCUGGCCAUUGGUCAGGCGAGGCUAAUGAUAAGAAUGUCCAAGUGGUGGAACUGCCAAUAGUUGAUAGCCUUCACCCACGACCACCAUACCUGCCCUUGGCUAUUCCUGAAGACCUCGCAGGUCGAUUAACUCAUCUACAUGGAGACCCCUCAGUCUGGUGGGUCUCACAGUUUGUCAAAUAUUUAAUACGUCCUCAGUCAUGGCUGGAGAAGGAAAUUGAAGAGGCAACCAGAAAACUUGGCUUCAAGCAUCCAAUUAUUGGCGUUCAUGUGCGACGCACAGACAAAGUCGGAACCGAGGCAGCUUAUCACCCUAUUGAGGAAUACAUGGCACAUGUAGAGGAACACUACAAGUUUCUUGCUCGCAAGAUGGAGAUUGACAAAAAACGAGUUUACCUUGCCACAGAUGACCCUAACUUACUUCAGGAAGCUAAGUCAAAAUACCCAGAUUAUGAAUUCAUCAGUGAUAACUCCAUCUCAUUUUCAGCUGGACUUCAUAACCGAUACACAGAGAAUUCACUGCGAGGUGUCAUUCUAGACAUUCACUUUCUGUCUCAGGCAGACUUUUUGGUCUGUACCUUCUCAUCCCAGGUUUGUCGAGUGGCCUAUGAGAUAAUGCAGACGUUACACCCCGAUGCAUCAGGUUAUUUCCAUUCUCUGGAUGACAUCUACUACUUUGGUGGACAGAAUGCACACAAUCAGAUUGCAAUUUACCCUCACAAACCACAGACUCCAGAGGAAAUUGUAUUGGAGCCUGGAGAUCUGAUUGGAGUGGCUGGCAACCACUGGGAUGGUUAUUCCAAAGGUAUCAAUAGAAAAUCUGGGCGAACAGGCCUAUAUCCAUCCUACAAAGUGAAGGAGAGCAUCGAGACCAUUAAGUACCCAACCUAUCCAGAGGCUGACAACGAGAAGCCACAGUAGCUGCAAGGACACUCCACAGUCUCAGUGAAUGUAUCUCGCCAUAAAUCUGAAAUCCAGCCAAUGUUUUUUUUAAACUUUGAGUUCUGUGCAGAUGCAUCCGUCUCCCUCCAUCAUCCUGCUGUUGGUUGUGUUUGGUUGUCUGCCAUUAAUUCACUGUAAUCCUCAGUGACUGACACUGACCCGUUGUACAGGUUAGAGCAUGAGCAAAUGUCUGUCCAGUCAUGGUGCCUAACAUUCUUCAACCGUUGACCUUCCUGAAGAACCAAGUCCAGCAUUAGCAAUGAGAUGUCUUUGAAAUCUUGGCGUGAAAGAAAAAGGUUAAGCAUCAGGCAGGAGAGGUGUAAUCAUGAAGACUUAAUCCAUUCCACAGCCUGUUCUUAAGAUGACACUCUCUCAAGAAAUAAAAGGGUUUCUCCUUUACAAGGGUAGGCGAAGGGAAGGUCAGAAUAAUCAAGUGCACAUCCUCAUUUCACAGUCUUUUGUAAAAGCAAAAUCAUGGACAGAAUCUUUAAUACAUAAUGUUUCCAGACAUUGUCUUUGAUAACAAAAAUAAAUAAAUCUAAAUGAAACCAAUUAAGCUAGAGUUUCUCCUCAUUGUUGCUGAUAUAUUUAGGAUUAGGAUGGCAUUCAACUGUGGCGUUAGCCUUCAAAGCUUAUGAAUGUUUGAUCUCCAUUAUUUCAGCAACUUAGGUGUUACUCAGCUAUUAAGUAUUAAUAUGGUUAUUUAUCACCAUUGGUUAUUAAAUUAAUAUGUCCAAAAUUUGAUCU